ACCAAGCAAGUGCCUGGCUACGCCACACACCGUCACUACUUGGAAGCGCCUAACGGCGCGCGCUCGUUUUUUUCUUCUCCAGAGCCGAUCUACCGGUAGACGAGGAGGAAGUGAACGAUCUCGUUCUAUUUCUUGCGCCAUGGCAGGAUGCAGCUCGGCGGAGAUUUCGCAGUUUCUGGGCCGCAAAACUUUGCGGCUGCACCGGUCUCGUUCUCUGCACAGCCCAGGGGCCGUGAGUCCAUCGACCAGUGGACACUCGUGGUCCGAUGCGGUGCCUUUGCGCCGACGGUCGCUUAGCCUGGGUGCCAGAUGCCUGGAGGGACAGGUCAGCCCCGGGUCGCCGGACUUACAGUUGUGGGACAACAAAGCCGUGGAAGAGCGGAGCGGCGGCAGCCGGAAUGCGCCGUCUACGCCGAAGUCCGGCUGCCGCCGCUCGCCGGGAGAGCCGGAAUUCGGCGUCUACAAGCUGGUGCGAUCGCCCGGCGUCACUUGCCUGCGGUCGGGCGUGCGGGUGUCGGCCGGACCGUCCUCUGCGAAGAAGAGUUUCUGCGCCGGCCAGUAGACCCCGGACGUAUUCAGGCGCACUCCGACGACCUUCCGGAUGCAGCACCUGGUCUACUCGAGCAGCCACCGCAAUGAGC
Messenger RNA from Dermacentor silvarum, 641 nucleotides. RefSeq lists its product as uncharacterized. The transcript is spliced from 2 exons. The coding region runs from base 140 to 562 and encodes 140 amino acids. NCBI's taxonomy places the organism in Eukaryota, Metazoa, Arthropoda, Arachnida, Ixodida, Ixodidae. The record is from RefSeq and is a predicted model, not a curated record.